GUUAGAGUAGAAAUGAUUUGGAAUGAAUAUUUACUCGCUUUAUUGUCGUCAACUAGGCCAAGAUCCACCGUGGAUGGUGCGUCGUUGCAUUGAAGAGGAACGAAGUCGUCAGUUGGACUUGAGCAAAGAGAAAAAUGUCAUUCAUUACCAUGAGACUGCAGUUAAGGCGUUGGAUAUUGACAGUGUAGAAGGAAGAUAUUUGCUAACUGGAGCUGCCGAUGGUGGGUUGGCAAUAUUUGACGUCAGAAAUACUUCUGGAAGUGACAAAUGGAUGGCUCCUGUAGUUUGUACUGUGGAAGGAAAGGUAGCUCCUGGUCAUCAGUAUAUGGUCAGUUCUGUUCAAUGGUAUCCUCACGACACAGGCAUGUUCUUCACUAGCUCUACAGAUCAAACACUCAAAGUGUGGGACGCAAACACAUUAAGAGUAAGCGAACAGUUCAAUUUUCAACAUUCUGUUUUUAUGCAUCAUAUCUCUCCUAUGGCAAGCAGUCAUUGCUUGAUUGCAGUCGGUGGUGAUACAGAGCAUAUAACUUUAUGUGAUAUGAGAUCAGGAUCUCAGUCUCACAUUCUUCAAGGUCACAGGGAAGGCGUCUUGUCAGUUUGUUGGUCUCCACGAAGUGACUAUUUAUUGGCUAGUGGAAGUCUUGAUCAGUGCAUUCUCUUGUGGGACGUAAGGAAGGUUCGUAGCUGUGUGGCUUCACUAGAUCAACACAACGGCAAGCAAGCGAGCGACACGCCUCAUUUAGGAGUGUCUGCUCACAAUGGAAGUGUUACUGCUUUGUCGUUUCUACCUGAUGGAUUGCAUCUGUUGAGCUUUGGAAGGGACAAUAGGCUAAGACUGUGGGACGUGUUGACAUCAAGAAAUACACUGGUAAACUAUGGCCGAGUUGUCAAUCAGUGUCGUGUUGGAUGUCAGUUUGCUCUCACGCGCUGCCAGAAUCCUGGAUUUGCAUUCGUUCCAUCUGCUAACAACAUUCAGAUGUUUGAUAUUCAUGAGGGCAAGAGACUUCGAAUUCUAAAGGGACAUUUUAGGACAGUGAAUUGUUGUGCUUUUCAUCCGUAUGAACAGGAACUCUACAGCUGCUCUAGUGACUGCAGUGUGUUAGUGUGGUCUCCAGCAGUAAAGAGGAUCAGUUGUUUUGAUGAGAUUUGUUGGUCAGACAAACAAACGACAAGCCGAUUACAAGCUGUUUCAUCCUACACCGAAGACACAUGGAGUGACGAUGAUGACUGAUGACUGAAUCCAAUUUACUGUUUCUCUGCAAUGCAGAUUAUUUGUAGACCAAGUGUGUGAAUUACUGUUUACAGUGUAGUGUCUUGUUAUGAGACUGAUUUUGUAUCCAAUCAGUAAAAGUACGUUUUUACUUGUAAGAUUGCUGAGAGAAAAGCUACGUACGUAUACAAAUACAAUCUGAAAACCAUAUUUAGC
Corticium candelabrum is the source of this 1429-nucleotide messenger RNA. Its product is annotated as DNA excision repair protein ERCC-8-like. NCBI's taxonomy places the organism in Eukaryota, Metazoa, Porifera, Homoscleromorpha, Homosclerophorida, Plakinidae. The transcript has 11 exons. Gene Ontology annotation, cellular component: Cul4A-RING E3 ubiquitin ligase complex; nucleotide-excision repair complex. The coding region runs from base 23 to 1234 and encodes 403 amino acids. Gene Ontology annotation, molecular function: protein binding. Gene Ontology annotation, biological process: protein polyubiquitination; proteasome-mediated ubiquitin-dependent protein catabolic process; transcription-coupled nucleotide-excision repair. The record is from RefSeq and is a predicted model, not a curated record.